This is a messenger RNA of Ostreococcus lucimarinus CCE9901, 618 nucleotides long. RefSeq lists its product with no specific name. The record is from RefSeq and is a predicted model, not a curated record. Gene Ontology annotation, molecular function: zinc ion binding. The transcript has a single exon. The coding region runs from base 1 to 618 and encodes 205 amino acids. Lineage: Eukaryota; Viridiplantae; Chlorophyta; Mamiellophyceae; Mamiellales; Bathycoccaceae.
AUGGGCGCGAGCGCGCGGGAUGGGGACGAUGCGGGCGAUGGAGUUCGGGACGACGGGGACGACGCGAACGACGCGAACGACGAAGAAGAAGAAGAAGAAGACUUCGUCGGUGCGUGUCGGGUCUGUUUGUUCGACGUCACGCGCGAAGAUAUACGCGAUGCGCGCGCGGUACGACUGGGGUGCGCGUGCGUUUCGGGAGUCGUGCACGUCGACGCCGAGUGUCUAGAGGCGUGGGUGCUGCGCGCGCCGCGCAAGUCGGCCGACUGCGAAAUUUGUCUCGAGCGAAUGACGAACGUGCCGACGCGCGCCGAGCUGCGAAAGGAGCGACGAUUACGUCGCGAGAAGUAUCGCGCUCGAACCGUGUCGUCGUCGUCGAGCGCGAGCGCGAGGGACGACGACGCGCGAGACGACGACGCGCGCGCGCGCGACUUGGAAAUCGGCGCCGAGCGAAUCGGCGACGUCUCGCGCGGCGAGCGGUGCUGCCUGUACGCGUGCGCUCCGUUGGCGUGCGCGUACGCCAUCGUUCACGCCUUUUGCGCGCACAGGUCGUGUGUGUUCGCCUUCAUUUUGCUCGCCAUCGGUGUUGCCGUGCUCACUCGCGUCUCGAUAUUGCUCUGA